Molecule: messenger RNA, 2250 nt
Organism: Rotaria sordida
Lineage: Eukaryota; Metazoa; Rotifera; Eurotatoria; Philodinida; Philodinidae
Source: the annotation of a GenBank genome assembly
AUGAGGGAAGUGGUGGAAGCAUUAAAGAAAUACAUCAAUCAGUUAUGUAUUGAAACACUUAAAGAUAUUCCAUUCGAAACACAAGGUGAAGUACGAGCUAAAACAUUUGAUUGUGAUUAUAAUCAACAAAUCUUUCAUGAUUAUAUAAUUGUAUGGCUCGAUAAACGAAUAAAUGAUAUCCAAAUGAAAGUUAAUGACCGUUUACAUUCUAUUGUUGAUUCUGUAUCUUUUUACGACGAUGUUGAUCAAUGUUUGGAUGAUAUAACAGAUUUUUGUAACGGUGAAAAAAUAUAUUUUAUUGUUUCUCAUGAAUUAUUUCAAAAUAUAUCCUCGACUCUUAAAGACUUGCAACAAAUUCAAUGUAUUUAUGUUGAAAGAGACGAGCCGUUUGCAAUAAGAUAUCAUCGAAACGAUUAUGAUGUAACAUAUUGUUCAUCCAUAAACGAAAUUCUUAAUCAAUUGGAAGAAAAUUUGAAAAUGAAUGUUAAACACUCUAUACAAAUUUCUGUGUACAAACCAUUUAAAAAUCAGAAAACAUGUCAAUUAGGAGGAGAUGAUUUGGAAUUUAUUUUUCAAUUAUUCAUUGAAACAUCAUUAAAAGUGCCGGAAGAAUGCGAUGAAAAUGCUAAAGACGAUAUGUUAAUACAAUGUCGAUCGUAUUACAAAAAUAAUCAAACUGAAAUGGAUAAAAUAAAAGAUUUUGAAGAAAACUAUCAGCCCAAUUUGGCUAUUUCAUGGUAUACUAAAGAUACAUUUCUCUAUCGUAUAAUAAACAAAGCAUUACGAACAAAAAACCUGUCUUUAAUAUACAAAUUUCGAUUUAUUAUCAAAGAUUUACAUAAUCAAUUGACAUUAGCACACAAUCAACAGUUUGUUCCGAACUCAAAUUCGAUUACUACUUAUCGCGGACAGUUAUUAAAACAGGAGGAAUUAAAUACAUUAAAAGAAAAUGUUCAUGGUGUUCUAAUAAUUAACACAUUCCUGUCAACAACAUAUGAUGAAGAAGUUGCUCUUAGUUUUGCCGGUGACGGUGAACGUAGACCAUUUUUAGAAUCAGUUUUAUUUGAGAUGAAUAUACCAUCUACAACAACAAAAAUAUUUGCAAAUAUUCAAGAAUUUAGUAACCUAAAAACUGAAGACGAAUGUCUUUUUUCAUGCUGUACAAUAUUUCGUAUUGAUUCAUGUAAAGAAUUAGGAUCUGGAUGGCAUGUUCAAUUAACAUUGAUAGAUCAGGAUAUGGAAAAUACAACUUUUAAUAGUUAUCGAUCGUUAGUUAAUAUUGAUCGAAUAAUGCCCACAUAUUGGACAUUAUCCUCAAUUUUAUUUCAUUUAGGCGAUAGUGAAAAACGUCAACACUAUUAUCGUAUGACAUCUGGUAGAUUGCCAGCGAAACAUCCUGAUUUUUUAACCGAAUAUUUUGUGCAUGGAUUACACUAUAAAAGUUAUAAUUUAGCAUUAGAAUUCUGUAAAAAAGGAUUCGAACAAGAACUAGUGUGUUCAUCAAAAUUAGAUUAUGAUACACUUUUCCGUUACUAUAGCGAAAUAGGUUUGAUCUGCAGUGAGACAAAUGGUUAUUCAUUUGCCAUAAACUAUUACAAGAAAGCACUUAAUAUUUGCUUAGAUGACAAUCAAUCAUCAAUCAGUUAUUGCAAUCUUGGAUGGUUAUAUAUUUGGAUUGGAAAAGUGUAUUAUAAAAUAGGUGAGUAUCAUGACAUGAUGUACUAUUAUAAUAAAGGAUUGAAAAUUCAACAAGAACUUUAUGGAAAUAAUUAUAUUGAACUUAUCUCACUUUACAAUGAUAUGGCAUUAGGAUAUAUUGAACAAUCGAAUUGUGAAUUAGCAAAAAUGAAUACAAUUAAAUCACUCAGAAUUUUAUUUCCAUCAUCAUUUUGUUCAAAAGGUUAUUAUUAUUUUGAGCGUACAUUCAGAAAUAUAAUUCGAAUUAAAGAAAAAUUUGGUAUUUUACUUCGAUUUAAACACAGAUGCAUUCAACAACUAUGUCCGAUGUGUCGUGAAUACGCGAAAAUACAAAAUAAUGAUGAUUCUAUAAAAGAAACUGUUCCAACUGGAAGAGUGUAUUUCACUAAACCAGAUAAAUAUGGCUAUAAACAAGUGCAACUUUCCGAUGGUCGAACACCAAACAUAUAUUUCAGUGGAAAUGGCCCCAUAUAUACAGACCCAAAUUUAAAUUUGUACAUUAAUGGAGUACGGGUUGAAAAUUCACGUGAUUUUAGUCAAAAUCUACACUAA